AGAAAAAAAAAAAAAAAACACGAAACUGCAUGCUGUAAAGGUAUUUUGUGUCGAUCUUGCAGUUCCAAAAUUGAUUUUGUGUGGGGAUAAUAUCCCCCAAUUUUUCCACAUUAUGAUUCUUGAUUUUCCAAACAGCUAAAAAGGUUGUCUGUUUUUCAAGAAAACUUCUUUGUUGGGCAUGUUCCCUUUAUUGUUAAUUCAUCCUUUUUUAUUUUUCCCUUUACCACAAUCCACUCUAUAGGAUUAUAUAUCAAUUUUGGGUCUCUGCUGAAUUUCUUCAGGAGUUCAUCAAGAACCCUUCAGAAAUUUCAGCAGUUUCCCGUUCCUGCCUGGCGACCCAUAAUCAUCUCAACAUUCACGAAUUUCUUUGCGCAGGGUCAAAAUUCUUCUCCAUUUCCAAAACCCGGGAUGGAUCAAUUCAGGCAGGUCGGGGAGGUUUUGGGCAGCCUAAAGGCCCUCAUGAUACUUAAACACGAGAUCCCAAUCAACCCGCGCCAAUGCUCUCUCCUUUACGACAUGCUGUCCCUAGCCUUCGACACAAUCUCGGACGAAAUCAAACAGAACCUAAGGCUCAAGGACCGAACCACCAAGUGGAAGUCCCUGGAGUUCCCGAUGAAGGAGCUCCACAAAAUCUUCAAAGAGGCCGAACUCUACAUACGCCACUGCACGGACGCAAAGGACUGGUGGGCCCGAGCCAUCAGCCUCCACACGAACCGCGACUGCAUCGAACUUCACAUCCACAAUCUGCUCUGCUGCUUUCCUGUCGUUAUCGAGGCUAUCGAGACAGCUGCCGAGAUCUCGGGAGUCGAUCAGGAAGAAAUGCAGAAAAAACGAGCCGCCAUCUUACGGAAGUACGAUCCCAACUGUGACGACCCCAAAUUGUUUCUAUGGAAAUUCGGGAGGCAGUAUUUGGUCCCGCGCGAGAUUUGCGCCCGUCUGGAGACAGCCUGGAAGGAGGACAGGUGGCUGCUGACGGAAAAAGUCGCGGAGAAGAGUAAACGGAAAGGAAAAAACGAGCAGAGGCUCGUGGAGCUACUGACGAACAAGUUGAACGAAGGGAAGCUGUUGCCGAGCAGGGCAUUGGUUGGGGCCCACGAUUAUUUCGUGAGGCGGCGACUAGGGUCGGGAUACCCAUCGGGCGGGGGCCAACUCAAGGAGAUUCAUUGGUUGGGCGAGAAUUUUGCGCUGAGGACUUUUUACGGGGAGAUUAGUCCUCUGCAGUCCGAUAUCUCUCUCAUGCUCUCGCUAUCCCACCCGAACGUUUUGCAGUAUCUGUGCGCGUUUUACGACGAGGAUAGAAAAGAAGGGUUUCUUGUGAUGGAGCUCAUGAGCAAGGAUCUCGGCUCUUACAUAAAAGAGCGUUGUGGGCAGAGGAAUAAGAUCCCGUUCACGAUACCGGCUGCGGUGGACAUCAUGCUGCAAAUCGCACGGGGAAUGGAGUAUUUGCACUCGAAAGAGAUAUAUCUUGGCGAUCUGAACCCGUCCAACGUUCUUUUAAAAGUAAAGAAUGGGGGGGUUGUCCAAGCAAAGGUCACGGGGUUCGGAAUGACCUCCUUCAAGGCCCACUCGUCAUCCAAAUCUGCUACUGCUACUGCUACUGCUACUGCUAAUAAACAACAACCCACAGGAGUUGUCGACCUCAACAUCUGGCUAGCCCCAGAACAGCUAGCCGAGCUCCACCAACUGAAUAAGCCCAAGCCUGCCCCAAACUACACCGAGAAAUCCGACGUGUACAGCUUCGGCAUGCUCUGCUUCGAGCUCCUGACAGGGAAAGUCCCUUUCGAGGACAGUCACCUCCAGGGGGAGAAGAUGGUCCGGAACAUUUUAGCUGGGGAGCGGCCCCUCUUCUCUUACCCUUCCCCCAAAUACCUCCAGAACUUGACGAGAAAAUGCUGGCAGACGAACCCCGACACUCGCCCGACCUUCUCCAGCAUUUGCCGAAUCCUACGCUACAUAAAGAAGAACCUCGCCAUAAACCCUAACCACGGGGACCCCGAGUCCCCGCCCCCGCUGGUCGACUAUUACGACAUGGAAGCCGCAUACCUGAAGAAGUUUUCAAACGGAGGGGCGGGCCCGCAGCCCGUGUCCCAGAUUCCCUUUCAGAUGUUCACUUAUGCUGUCCUAGAGAAGGAGAAGGUGUGUGGCCGGAGGUGGGACCCAGCGGCUGAAGGGAGCAGAACCUUUCACCGGGCGGCCUCGCUUUUCGACGACGAGCAGAUGGACGACCUCUUCCUGGUGCCGGCGGGGGACCGCCGCUCGGUUUGUUCGGAGAUUAUCGACACAAAGAACUCGGCCAUGGCAGUCGACCUCCGCUCAGUCAUAUCCGAGAUUCCACACCACAAGAUGCACCAGUUUGACCAGCGGUCGUUCGGGUCUGAAAGCCCCGGGAAAAGGUUCUUCAGUGCCGUGGCUGACCAGAGGACGGCUGCCGGAGGUGUGACUCCGGUGAGGGAACAAAAAUCGCCGAUCGUAGUUCACCACGCGGUCGAGAGCAAAGCCGACCAGAACUUAACCGGAGUGGAUAAAGUGAAUGGGCCGGUGGUCAAUCCUCGGAUACUUCAGGAGCAACAACUUAAAUUGGCGACAAAAAAAGUGAACGAGCAGAAACCGGACAAGAGUGAGAUUCUGGAGGUGAAGCAGGCAUUGAGACCGAUUGCUGUCGACCAGAAACAGAGUUCGUCUGAGUCGUUAGAUGUUAAGUUGCUUACAAUGGGCUCGAGCCACACAAAAUUGCCUGAGAUACCUGAGAAAAAGAUACUGCAGGAUAAUGGUGAGUCUAACCAGAAGACUGUGGCAGAUACUUCUGCUGAAGCCCCCGAGAAAAAAGCUGACCCGGAGGUAAAUAAUGUCCAGAAGGAAGAAGAUUGUGACAGGUCGGUGAAGAAGCCUACGCUUCUCAAGAAAUUGAAGGAAUUAAAAAUCAAGAAAACUCAUGACAAACCAAAGAAUGACUCAGCAAAAUCUGAGCCAGCCAAGACGAAGAAAACCAAACCCACCUUUUCCCCAGCUGCGUCCCCAUCGCGUGCUUUCAUGGCUUCCCCAUCACGGGCUUUCAUGGCAUCUCCAUCACGGGCUCUCAAGAAGACAGUUCGCCCAGAGACACCAAAAUAUGAGCCGCCAAGAUCACCAGCCAGACCAAAGAAAACAGUCCCCAGCUCCAAUCCAGCUGCCUCACCAUCAAGAGCUUUCCAUACAUGCUCUUCGCCAUUACAUUCAUCAGCCCAUCACUUGAAGGAGUGUUCGUCUCCCAUGUCAUCACCAUUGAACACUUGCACGCGGUGCUCGAGACUCGGCCAACAGACUUCUUUGGCUAUGAGUCCACAAAGACGUAAAAUAGACCAUGUAUAAAAUGAUAAAAUAAUCUGGUAGCAUUCAUUUUUAUGUCUUCUUACUGUAAUGUGGCCCCUUCUUUGACAACUCUGUCAGGAAAAGGAAAAAGGGAAAGAGGGGACCAGAUUUUUUGAUUGCCGAUGUGUAUUCAGGCAGAAUGGUUUGUAGGGGAGUUAGGAAGACCGUGACUUUUCUUGAUUCGUGUAAUUAUAUUGGAUUUUUAAUCUUUUUUGUCUAAUUUAGCAAAGAUUCGUGGUUCGUCUGAUUCGUGUGGAUACGAGUACAUAUCAG
Striga asiatica is the source of this 3621-nucleotide messenger RNA. Lineage: Eukaryota; Viridiplantae; Streptophyta; Magnoliopsida; Lamiales; Orobanchaceae. The record is from the annotation of a GenBank genome assembly.